GAUAUCUCGGAUGAGGGAGAUUCUGUUGAAAAAGAAAAAAAAUCGCAACACAUCACAUCAACCAGUCCUCGCUCCUCCAGCAGUUGAUUGAAACAAAUCAAAUCAUUCUGAUGGGUAACCAAAACACAGUCAAAACGCUCCCGGUUGGAGCAAUCCCAUUCUUUCUCCUUGCUUGGUGUGUGAAGGCUAAUGCUCAUUUGUAUUACUUGUUGGAAUCAAGAGGCUCAGAACAACAACGAUGAUGUGUGCGCCUCUGCCGAUCCGUCUCCUUGGCCUCCUCCUGUUGCUCGUUGUCGUUGUUCUUGAUGUGAGUGCGUUUGUGGUACCCUCUCGUACUGCUGCGUCUUCUUCUGUCACUUUUUCGGGAGUGGAAACACCCUCGACACCAGUGUUUGUCCCCAAACCAGAAGAAGGAAGCACAUCGCUUCACGUGGGAGGGGUAUACGGUCCUUAUCAAGGAACUGCCGACUUUAACACUCCCAUGAAGAUGCUCCAGCGACGCAACGGCAAGAACCGAAGAUUCGAAGUGGCCAACAAUGGCUUUUUCGAUGUGGACCCGGCAUUUAGCGCAGUUUCCACCAUUGUCAUGGAUGCUCGUAUGGCACAACAAGAGCUAUUGGAAGCACAGCAACGCAAGCAGAGACAAGUGAUUGCCGCAUCGGCCGCUGUGGCUUGUGCCGUCCUGAUCUCCAAGCAAAUGGUAGCAUGGGGAGGACUGCCCUAUCUCAUCUCCAAGAUUCCCUUUUGUUACAAGGCAUACCCAUUGAAAGCAUCCAUUGCUACCUGCGGUUUAAACUCCAUUGUGGGAGAUUCCAUUUCGCAAAUGCAAGGAUGGAAACCAAGUGAAGGAAUAUUCACCUUUCAAUGGAGACAACACGUGGCUAGUUUGGUAUAUGGUUCUACUAUUUUGGGAAUUGGGAGCAAUAUGGUCUACACCAAGCUGUUGCCUGCCUUGUUCCCUCAUGGAGGCAUCACGUCCAUUAUUUCAUCUGCCAUUUUGGACAACUUUGUCUUUGCGCCAAUGCUGUGGCUGCCACCUGCCUACAUGAUCAAGGCGUGGUUCCUAAAACAACCAAUCAAACAAGCACUCAACCAGUACAAAAAUGACAUUUUUCAAGAAAAGUUGCUCUUGCGAUACUGGUCCUUGUGGAUCCCAGCGCAAAUGUUCAUGUUUGCAGUGGUGCCCAAGCACUUGCGAGUGGCUGCUACGGCUGCUGUCAGCUUUGUGUGGCUACUCAUCUUGACCAAGCUCACAUCCAAAAAGAAUUGAUUGGCAAACACACCAAACAAAGCAAGGAAAAGCAAAAACACCAAUCAACUGUACAACAACAAUUCAUGCAAUACCAUUAUUAGUAUAAUAGAAGAAUUUUUGACUAUCAAAAGACAGUUUGCUAAACUAGUAGAGUUGCAAGG
Molecule: messenger RNA, 1413 nt
Organism: Seminavis robusta
Lineage: Eukaryota; Bacillariophyta; Bacillariophyceae; Naviculales; Naviculaceae
Source: the annotation of a GenBank genome assembly